This is a messenger RNA of Nothobranchius furzeri (turquoise killifish), 4225 nucleotides long. The record is from RefSeq and is a predicted model, not a curated record. NCBI's taxonomy places the organism in Eukaryota, Metazoa, Chordata, Actinopteri, Cyprinodontiformes, Nothobranchiidae.
UUGGCCCCUAAAAUGUCUUGAAACGGCCCUGGGUGUGUGACUGAGUUUUGAAGGUGAUCUGAAUUGUAUCAGAUGUAUAAAUAUGACAUGUGUAUAACUUAUUGUUUUAUACAGGUAAAAACGUGUAGUGGAGAUAAAUCUACCUACAUUUUACUUUGUUUUGUUUUCUUGUUUUUAUUGAACUAUUUCCUGUCCUGUCUGUCUCUCAUCUUCCUGCAUCUCCUCUAAACUCUCCAGAAAAUCUGCUGCCUGGAUUCUUACUGUUUCACCUCAUCAGUUACUUCUGAGCAGAUCAAAGGGAUCUCCUGACCGCAAAGCGGAGAGCGCGUUUCGAUGCUGCGUCAGUGAGGUGACAUCACCGCAGCACAGGUGUACGGCAGAAGAAGGAAGCACAAUAACACCUGUGAGAUGCUCUGAUGAAACCGACAGCAAACACAUUAAGAUGUUCAGCGGUUGAUGCUGAUUUAAAAAGCAGCUCCUGAACAACUGAGGUCUGGUGUUAACCAGAAGGAUCUGGAGCCCCUCAACACGACUGAAGAAAUGUGGGAGCAGCUUAAUGAGAUGGAGACUGAUGCCACCAGGACUUCAUUCCCUGCAGUUUCUUGCCAGUUUGAGGAAGGAAAAGUUCAGUUGCCACAGUUUGAUCAGCCCCAACCUAAAGACAGAAAUCUUUCAGCCAGCAGCACCACUGACCAGAUGAAAGCAGCAAGUGGUAGAGAGGACUGUGGAGGAGCAGAAAGUACCAGGAGUCCAGAUCUAAAUCCUUAUGAAGAUGAUUCCCACUCUUCAGAGACUGAAGACAGUGAGGAUGAAGAUGACCAGAAUGGGAACAAUUCUUACUGUAAACUGAAACUCUUCUCAGCCUCUGAGCCUAAAACUAAAGACAGUGACAAAGACCAGAAUGAGAGCAGGUCUUCUAAAUCAGAUGUUAAGGCGGUCAAGUCUUUUCACUGCCCUGAACGUGGUAAAGAAUUUCUCCAUAAGCGGUCUCUCCAGAAACAUGUAAGAGUGACAAGUCAUUCAGGAAUGAAGUCUUCUGGCUGUGGGGUUAAUAAGAAAUGUGUCAAAGUGAAGAAAAAUGUAGAGCUCUCUGGACAAAGAUUUGGCCAAAAGGAAAAGUUAAACACAUACACGAGAAUCCUCACAGGAGAUAAGCCGUUUUUUUGUGACCUCUGUGGGAAUAGAUUUAGUGACAAGGGACAUUUAAACAGACACAUGAGAGUCCACACAGGAGAUAAGCCUUUUGCUUGUGAGCUCUGUGAACAAAGAUUUAGCCAAAAGAGUAGUUUAAAAACACACAUGAGAGGCCACACAGGAGAAAAGCCUUUUGCUUGUGAGGUCUGUGGGAAUAGAUUUAGUGAAAAGGGGCAUUUAAACGCACACAUGAGAGUCCACACAGGAGAGAAGCCUUUUGUUUGUGAGCUCUGUGGUAAAAGAUUUAGUGAAAAGGGAAGUUUAAACAGACACAUGAGAGUCCACACAAGAGAGAAGUCUUUUGCUUGUGAGCUAUGUGGACAAAGAUUUAGCCAAAAGGGUAGUUUAAAUGCACACAUGAGAGUCCACACAGGAGAGAAGCCCUUUGCUUGUGAGCUCUGUGAGAAUAGAUUUAGCAAAAGGGGUAGUUUAAAAAUACACAUGAGAGUCCACACAGGAGAGAAGCCUUUUGCUUGUGAGCUCUGUGGGAAUAGAUUUAGUGAAAAGGGAAAUUUAAGCACACACAUGAGAGUCCACACAGGAGAAAAGCCUUAUACUUGUGAGCUCUGUGGGAAAAGAUUUGGUGAAAAGGUAAGUUUAAAGACACACAUGAGAGUCCACACAGGAGAGAAGCCUUUUGCUUGUGAGCUCUGUGGGAAUAAAUUUAGUGAAAAAGGAAAUUUAAAGACACACAUGAGAGUCCACACAGGAGAGAAGCCUUUUAUUUGUGAGAUCUGUGGACAAAGAUUUAGCCAAAAGAGUAGUUUAAACAGCCACUCGAGAGUCCACACAGGGAACAAAGCAUCCAAUUAAUUACAAGUGUUCCUGUUGUUUUCAUAUUCUUAAUGCCAGUGUUGUACUUCUGUUGGCUGUCCUAUUGAUGCAGAUUACCCUAGAUUAUCAAUAUAAAAUUUUACCAGACUUUAUGUAUUCUUUAUUUAACCAGGAAGAUCCCAUUCAGAUUAAAAACCUAUUUUUCAAGGGUGUCCUGGCCAAGGGGCAGCAAAAGUUAAGUUACAAAAUUUCUGUUACACAGAUGGUUAUAUACACACUUAAAGAAGGCAGUUGUAACACAGGGAAUCUGUCUCAAAAUUUCUCAAUCUGGUUUUAAAUGUAUGAAGGAGUUAGGUUCGGUUAAUUUCCUUCCACCUUCCACAAGAAGAAGCAGAGUGAAUAAACGCCCUUUUGAUACUCUGUAUAAGAAGGGCCAAAGCCACCUCCACCUUCUGAGGAGGCUGAGGUCCUUCGGAGUUAAUUCCCUUCUGCUAAACAAUUUACCGUUCUGUUGUUGGCUUUGUUCAUUCUUUGGUGGCCUGUUGGGGUGCAGGCAGCUAUGACCGAGACAGGACGAGACUGAACAAGCUAGUGCCACUCUGCUUUGCCCACCUGAUUCUGGUGUUGAGGACAAGUGUGAGGGUCAGGGGCGGGGUUAGGGUUGGCUACUUGGGCUUAAGCCCCGGAUGUUUUCUGAAAAGCCCCAAAUCUAGUUUUGACUUUUGAAGAGUAAAAAAACACGCUUAUAAAUUGCAUGCAGUACCAAAGUCCACCAGAGAGGUGCGUAAUGUCGUCCGUUAGUGAAGCGUUCUCAUUUUCUGGGACUGUUUUGUUUUAAAUAUUUUUUCAACCACAAUUCAAAAGCAAGGUUUUAUUUAAAGUCUGAAGAACAAUUAAUUUCCCCAAGUGAUCACCACUCACAAUGCACACGUGCACUAAAAACCUUGUUGUAAUUAUUAUACUUUAAGAUGCCAGCACUGUUUAUUGUGCUUUCUUUUAUGCUGUGAUUUUUCCUUUUUCUUUACUGGUGUAAAUAUUAGGAGCAGAACCUUUACAGUUUCAUUGUGCUGGCACCACUUCCUGUUCUUGGGCAAUGACAGUUGAGCUUUCUAGUUCUAAUUAGUUUGCAUAUUAUAAUUAAGGUAUUUUCUAUUUCCUAUAUUUUGAGUUUAGAAUUAUUUCAGUGUAGCGUAGCUCAUGAAAUGUAAUGUGAUGUGUGAGAUGUAAUGGAAGCUACAUGUUUUAGCAAAACCGUUCUUUGUAUCUGAAGUCUGAGUUGUAAAAGUAAAUGGGCUGGUUGUUCAGGAUCUAGAGAGUUGUUUAUAAAAUCACCCGGCGCAAUCUGUUGAGCCUACGAUGCCCUUUUGUGGAGAUCCCCUUUCUGAUCCACGGAGUCACAAGGUUGGGAUGGACAUGGACCUCAAGGUACCAGGAUCCGUAGAUUAGCUCCAAUACGACCCGUCUAGUCUUGAGAUAUCUCCAGGGCCCAGUUUUUAAAAUGUAAGCCACUAGGAUUUUUGAUAAAGGUUUGGAUCAAGUCUUGAAAAUGGGUUUUUCAAAAGAAAAAACAGAUUACAUAAUCAGAUUAGAUCACGUAAUCCAAUCUUGGUUUUGAUUCAGGUCAAACCUUUAGUUAGGGUUUUUCAGACCUCUUUUGUAUGUAUCUCUAUCUAUCCAUCCAUCUAUCUAUAUAGAUAUAUAUAAAAAAAUAAAUAUAUAUUUAAAUUUUUUAUUUUAUUUUAUUUUUUUAAUAGCGACAAUAGUUGUCAAGCCAAGCUUGGAUUUUUUUCAGAGUAGGAACCAUCUUCAGCAGAAGGGGUUCCUCAGGGAACAAUAAAGGUGAUGCACCACUCUGAGAGGUAACUACCUGAGAGCAUGGUGUUCUGAGUCAGCCAUUCAGAAUGUUAAGAACUAAAUAUCAGAGAGGCAGCCGGUAAGAUACAUUUAUAACACAUGCUGGUUGUGUAUGGACUUUGCUGCUGGUUAAAUAAGAAACUGUUGACCUGAUUGUUUAUUUGCUUAGGCGUGGUCCAAACAAUUGAGAUUCUGGGUGAUUUGUUUGGUUUCACCAUAAUAUUGGUGUUAUUUGCCAAGUAGUGAGAUAAUUACUUUGUUUAUUUAUAGAGUCAGAAAAUGCUUGUAGCAAAUUGCAAAACUGUAAAACUAAUUUAAGGGUAUAUGUUUGCUUGUUUGAAGGUUUUUCACCUGACCUGACCCGAGCUGACAUGCUGAAAAAUAAACAUAAAAGCAAAAAGUA